Molecule: messenger RNA, 2952 nt
Organism: Psilocybe cubensis
Lineage: Eukaryota; Fungi; Basidiomycota; Agaricomycetes; Agaricales; Agrocybaceae
Exons: 16
Coding region: 1-2952 (983 amino acids)
Biological process (GO): protein import into nucleus
Cellular component (GO): cytoplasm; nucleus
Molecular function (GO): nuclear import signal receptor activity
Source: RefSeq, a predicted model, not a curated record
AUGGAAUCUGUCGUCCCGCCCCAGAUAACCGCCGAGCUGACGCAGAUCCUGUCCAAUCUCAUCCUGGGUGAUAAUGACAUCCGUGCCAGCGCAGAGAUAGCCGUCAACGAGCGUCUGACACAUACACCCGACCUGUACCUGCUCGCCCUUGCCCAGUUCGCGAUCACGGCGGACACAGAAGUGAUGCGCUCGUUUUCGCUUGUUCUCCUCCGCCGCCUCCUCUUCCGCCCGGCCCCCGUACUCACAGCGAACAACGGCGGCCCGCCCGCCCCCGGCUCCGACAUCCACCAACAACUGCAACAACAACAGCACCAUCUACAGCAGCAGCAACAGCAGCACAUACCCUCGCAUGCCACACACGCGAACCGUUCCUCGCUGUAUGACCACCUCUCGCACCAGACGCUCAAUACCCUGGAACGGCUGCUUUUAUUCUCAUUGGCGCACGAGCGCGCGGGGAGUGUGAGGCGGAAGACGGUGGAUACGGUGUGUGAUGUCGCGAAUCAGGGGAUGGCGAGGGGUAGACCGUGGCAUGCGUUGCAGGCGCAGGCGUUUAGUAUGACGCAUGCGCAAGGGCUUGGAGGUGAGGAGGGCUCAGGCGGUGUGGGUGGUGGUGCGGUGCCCGGGUGGAUGUUGAGGGAGAGCGCGUAUAGAGUUUUUGCAGGAUGUCCGAGCCUUGUGAUGGACCUCCAGAUCGAUGCCGUGCUCGGUGUGUUCCAGCGCGGCUUGCAGGAUCCUGAGGAUAUUGAGGUUCGCCAUGCAGCGCUCCUGGCGUCCGUCGCGUUCCUCUCCUCGGCAGACGCCACCCAACUCGCCCAGUCCAUUUCCCUACUCUCACCAAUGCUCGACACCCUCCCAGCCCUCUCCAACGCGCUCUCACAUCCACCAUUACACGCUCCCCUCCCUCCCCCGACAACAUCUUCCUCUACAUACACCUACGCACCCUCACGACCAAAAACGUCCAACUACCACUACCUAUCCACCUUCCUCUCGACGCUCACCCCGCUCGCGAGCACACAUCCUAUACUCUUCGCACCGCAUUUGCAGACGCUUCUGACGUUCCUGCCGAGUUUGAUUUUGCCCCCGGUGGAUUGUGGGCCGACGCCGACUGUUGGGCGGCCGUUUCCUGUCGGUGGUGGGGGCAAGGUAAAUGGGAAUGGGAAUGGGAGGCAGGGUGCAUUUUUGUUUCCGCCUGUGCCGGGAGGAGGAGGGGGGAUGCGUUUGGACGAUGACGAUGGUGAUGGUGGAGAAGACGACGACGACGCGUCGCAUGACGAGCGGUCUACUCUCCGGUUCUCAGCGUUGGAAUUCAUGAUCUCGCUUUCGGAGGCGAGACCGAAUAUGGUGAGGAAGGUGGUUGGGUGGACAGAGGUGAUUGUGCGUGCGUGUUUGGAGGGCAUGGGCGAGCUUGAGGAGGAUGGGGAUGUGGGGGAGUGGUUGAGGGAGGAUCCCUCGACUGCUUCGAGUUCAGCAGAAACAGAUGCGCCGCCUGCGUUGUAUGAGCAGAGUUUGGAUCGGCUCGCGUGUGCGAUGGGUGGACGCGCGAUUUUGCCACCUGCGUUCCAGUACAUUCCAUCGAUGAUGGCGAGCUAUGAUUGGCGUGUGAGGCAUGCUGGGUUGAUGGCGAUCGCUGCUAUUGGGGAAGGGAUAGGCAAGGUUAUGCAAAAGGAACUGGAGAAGAUCGUCGACCUUGUGACGCCCAUGUUUAACGAUUCACAUCCUCGCGUCCGGUAUGCGGCGUGCCAGUGUAUAGGGCAGCUGUGUACAGAUCUCGAGGAAAUCAUCCAACACCGCUUCCACCGCCAACUCUUCGCUGUCCUCAUCCCCGCCCUCGAAGAUCCCGAACCACGAGUCCACGCGCACGCCGCAUCGGCGCUUAUCAACUUCUGCGAGGGCGUCGAGCGUGAUACCCUCCUUCCCUAUCUCGACCCGAUUGUCGAGCGGCUGCUGAAGUUGUUGAAUCCGGGCGGUGACCAGACGCAGGUGAGGCGGUAUGUACAGGAGCAGGCGAUCACGACGCUUGCGAUGGUUGCGGAUGCGAGUGAGGUUACGUUUGGAAAGCAUUAUCCAACGAUUAUGCCGCUUUUGUUGAAUGUACUUCGGAAUGCAGAAGGCCCGGAUUAUAGAAAGUUGCGGGUGAAGGCUAUGGAGUGUGCUGGGUUGAUUGCCAUCGCUGUUGGACCUGAUGUGUUCAGGCCCGACUCGAAGACGCUCGUUGAGCUGCUAAUGCAUAUUCAGCAGGGACCUCAUGAUCCCAAUGAUAAUCAAGUAGGACACUACUUGAUUGCGACGUGGGCUAAGGUGUGCCAGGCUCUAGGUCCAGAGUUUGAGCCGUACCUAGCUCUCGUGAUGCCCUCGCUGCUUGCGACGGCUGGUGCAAAAGCAGAUUUAUCGCUAUACAACGACGAGGAUGAAUAUAGUGACGAACGUGACGGGUGGGAGACCAUCGUGAUGGACGGGCAGACGCUGGUCCCGAUGCUUCUUGCGUGCGGCAAGCAGAGUGGUACCCUCACGAAUCAGAUGGUAGCCACUGUCUUCCAUCAGCUCAUCACCUGCAUCAACACCGAGCAUGACGCGACCUUCCUCGCCUCGCUGUACAAAUACUUUUCCGAAUCCCUACGCGUGAUCGGGGGACCCGAGGCGCUCUCGCAGCAGUUCCACGAAGCGGUGAUGGAGGCAACGAAACGACAACUACACUCGAUGGCCGACAGACGCAAAGCGCGCGCUGCACGCGUUAAUGGCACUGGCGGACCCAUGAGCAUGAGCAUGGGGAUGGGCGACUACGACCGCGAUGAGAUGGCGCUCGUAGAGGAAAUUGAAGAUUUCGCGCUGGAGGAUAUGGGCAAGAUGUUGAUGUGCUUUGACCCGAACCAUCCGCUACUUGUGGCUGUUGCGGGUGUGAGGGACUUAGGGUUCAAUACGUAUGAUAGUGAUGAGGAUGGUGAGGAGGAGUGA